AUGCUCUAUCAGACCCUCAAAGUUCGUCGUAAGGCGAUCCCCGCGGAGAUCAAGGCCUCGUACCGCAAACUCGCCCUCCAAGCCCAUCCUGACCGCCCCGGCGGCUCGCAGGGCGACUUUCAGAAACUCCAAAAAGCCUACGAAAUCCUCAUGGAUGCGGAAAAGCGAGCGGAGUACGACAAACGACUGGACAAAAGGUACGAACGGCUCCGCAACUUCACCCGUCCGGAGCCUUUCGCGAAGGUGAUCAGCCCGGCCGGGUAUAAACUCGCGGAUGAUCAAUUUUACGUCUUCGAGACCGCCCCGGAGAAGGUGCGGUGUCGGCUGCGCUAUGGCGAUAUUGUGGAAUAUCAGCAAACGCAAGGCUGCUUUGUCGGGCUUUCCGCGGAUUUUUUCUUGUAUUGGUGUCGCGAAGGGCACGAUUACGCGACGCCGCUUUGUCAUACCGCGAGCGAUUUCGCCCUGAGCGAUAUUAAAAUUAUUCAACGGUCGAAUUUAGACAGGGGGAAGAUUCACGUGGCGGUGCCGCGUUUUAAUUUGAAUCGCCAGCAUGCCAAAAAAGGCGCCGACGACCCUUCCACCGCGGACAAUCCCUCGACGCCGUUCACGGCAGCGGGGGGUCGACCGAAUUCAACCUCGAGGGCGAGGAAAAUAUGGGAGCGGCUUUGGUUAAAAGAAUACGUUCGGAUGAUUAAUCAGAAGCUGAAGAUUCUCCUUCCGGACGAAAUCUACAAGCGCCAUGCUAUCGAGGCGGAAUACGCUAAAGAACUUGCGCAGAUCCAAUCCAAGCUCGCGCUCGCUUUGCGAGAAUUAUCGCCCGAGGUUUCGGUGGCGUCUAAAACAGAGAAGGUGGCUGACAACGAAACGUCUUCUUCUCACACAGAAACGCCUUUCCAUUCGUUGAUAUUGCGGAAUCCGAAAAAGGAGAAAAAUGAUUUUUACAACGGCACGACCGCUUUUAACAAUCCUCUAUCGGACGAUUCCAUUCCGAAUGGGCUAUCGGGUGAACCCUAUCAUUUUUAUUCGACCUCGCAAUCGCAUGGAGGCGUGGAGUCGAAGUUUCUUUCCUACCUCAAUGACAUUUCUAGCCUUGGCAAGAGUUCCCUUCGAGGGCGCCGUAGCCUUCCGAGCGAAGGGCCGAUCUCGGAGGAUUUAUUGGAAAACUCCCCAAAUUCUAGUGGUCGGGGUAGUUCUACCAAACGGCGAUCUUUUUUACGGAUGAAUAAUAAUCAAAAUGACGGCGAACAAUUUAAAAAUUUUAUAAGGCGCCUUACGAUUAGUGAGGCCGCGACGGAGACGGACUUGGAGAGUAUUAUAUCCAACGAAGGCAUCAACGGCACGCAGCGGAACUACGAGAGCGAAGAGGAGGAGACCUUCUUCCAAAUCCAUGUCGUUUCCGAGGUCUCCCCCCCGGGGUCGGCCAAAUUGCCCGUCAAAGACGCUUCCGAUUUACUGGAAGCCUUUGACAGCAAAAAUGACAACACCACCUUUACGCUGAGCCCGCCCGGGGCCUCGAUGACGUCUUUUCCGUCGGAGAUGGCGUCGACGAAUGGGCCGCUGCGCAAGGCGGCCCCCUCAGGGGCCAUGCCGACUUGCCAUGGCGGGGCCAACGCCCUCCCCGGCGGCGGAUCGAUCGGGUUGGGCCCUGCCAAGCCGCAUCCGACCGCGCGGGAGGGGGCAUCGCGCCCGUUGGAAGACGUGAAGGUGGAGGAAGUGAAGGGGAAUGGGAAUAGCAGCCCCAGGGUCGAUAAUUCGACUCCGAAUACAAUACCUGACGAGGAUGCGGGGCAGCUUGAGGACCACCUCACACCUCGAGUUGCUAACACGAUGUUUUCACAAACUACCACCCAUAAUAUUUUCAAAGAAGAAGGUAAGGAUGCCGCACAAAAUGGUCAGAAGGAAAGGAUGAGGAGUAAAACUCCUUUGCAAGGCAGAAAAAAAGCUGCUCACAAUAAAACAUUAUCCUUUUCCAAAGGCGACCGUGACGGGUUACUAGGAUCUGCUGAUGUGAGGAACAUCGCGAAGGGCGCGUCACGCCCUCGGAGUUUUGAUCAUCUCAGUGCUGAAGAGCUAUUUCAGGAAGAAAUAGGUUUUAUUGAAGAAUUUAUGAACCAAGAUAAGUGCUGCAAAAAAAGGCGAUGA
Molecule: messenger RNA, 2142 nt
Organism: Phytomonas sp. Hart1
Lineage: Eukaryota; Euglenozoa; Kinetoplastea; Trypanosomatida; Trypanosomatidae
Source: the annotation of a GenBank genome assembly